CAGAAAUGAAAUACAUCAUGAUUGUUUUGUUGGCCUUAGCAGCUACAAGCUCAGCAUCAAAAACUUAAGACUAAAUUUUGGCUCUUUUAUAAACAGGAACAAAAGCAAGUGAUGCUAUUGAUACAGUCUUUGGAUUGUUGAACGAUUUGAAAUAAUCAAAUAUUGAUGCAUAAUUCGCAGCUGAUCAAAAGAAUGAAACAGAUGAAUGGGUUGGUGCAUAAACAAUUGAAUAAUUCACCAAAAUCAAGGCCUUGAACUAGAAGUUAUUCCAAUAAGCAGUUGAGAAUAGAGCUGAAUAUGAAAGUGUUUUGUAGCAAACCAAAAACUAUUUGGCAUGGAAUGAAGCCAGAAGAGACUCCAUCGCUGCCAAAAUUGAAACACUCCAAGACAACCAAUGUUUCAGCAACUAGUUAUUCGUCAAAUCCAUCAAACACAACUAAGAAGCCCUUGAAGUUAUCAGACUUUUAAAACAAGACGUUGCUGGUUAUAUUAUCAAUGGAGAUUCCUUCGAAUUCACAUAAGUCUAAGCAUAAUCAGUGGCUGAAAAGUUGAAAUAAUACAGCAAUUUAUUCUAAGAACAUCAAAUCAAAACAUUCUUGGCCUUAGCUUAAGAAUAAUAAGAAUAAUCAUCAGGAAACGGAUCAACCUUGGCUGAAAAAGUGUUGGCAGUCUUGGAAGGAUUACAUUCUGAAUUGGAAGGCUCAUUAGAAAAUUUGAAAUAAAAUGAAAUCAAUGCCUCAUGGGAAUUGGCUGGUUGGGUCUCAUUAUCUGAAGCUGAAAUUACAUCAUUGGAAGUUGAAUAUGAAAGAAAAUAAGUCUUUGCUGAUAGAACUGCCACUUAAAUCCAAGCUGCCUUGGCCCAAUAAGCUAAAUCUAAAAUCAUUUUAUAAGAAUCACAAGAUGCCUUGGAUCAAGCCUAAUCCGAUUUGGAAUCAAAGAGAGCUGAUUAUGCAGAAGCCAAAGCUAAAAGAAACGAAGAGAAUGCCAUCUUGGAUGAAGUAAUCAUAAUGUUCAAGAAAUAAGUUGCUUCAUGGUCAGGAAGAUGAUAUCUGUGAUAGAUAUACAACAUUAUGUCAUUUAUUAAGCAACAUCUUAUUAUUAA
Messenger RNA from Paramecium tetraurelia, 1102 nucleotides. RefSeq lists its product as uncharacterized. NCBI's taxonomy places the organism in Eukaryota, Ciliophora, Oligohymenophorea, Peniculida, Parameciidae. The transcript has 5 exons. The record is from RefSeq and is a predicted model, not a curated record.